Messenger RNA from Selaginella moellendorffii, 2025 nucleotides. RefSeq names its product putative pentatricopeptide repeat-containing protein At3g01580. The record is from RefSeq and is a predicted model, not a curated record. NCBI's taxonomy places the organism in Eukaryota, Viridiplantae, Streptophyta, Lycopodiopsida, Selaginellales, Selaginellaceae. Gene Ontology annotation, cellular component: intracellular membrane-bounded organelle. Gene Ontology annotation, molecular function: protein binding; RNA binding. The coding region runs from base 20 to 1726 and encodes 568 amino acids. Gene Ontology annotation, biological process: RNA modification. The transcript has 4 exons.
AGGAGUGCAGAAACUUUGCAUGAAAACUGGCCUUACAGACAGUGUGAGCCAUGAUGGUGUUGACCAGACAGUAUCCUUCGGAGGAUCUUUGGUUGCAGACAACCUCAAAGCAAAACAAAAGGAGUCACAGCGGCAAGCAAUUGAAAGAUAUGCAUCUCUCAUAAGGGAAUGUUCCGGCGAAGGAACUUUGGCACAGGGAAAGUGUGUACACUCGCAACUUGUCUCGGAUGGCUGGGGGCAUGUCACCUUUCUCCAAAAUCUCCUGGUGGAGAUGUAUGGCAGGUGCGGGAGCCUCUCUGAGGCUUUGUCGGUGUUCCAGGGGAUCGAGAUGCCCAGCAUUUUCUCGUGGACGCUGGUGAUCGCAGCAAGUUCCCGCAACGGGGACUUUGGAGGCGCCUUGGAUCUCAUCCGGAGAAUGCUGCUGGGUGGAGUGAAGCCAGACGAGGCUGCUCUUGUAGCGGUUGUCAACGUUGCUGCUGGUCUGGAAGACAUUUCAUUCUCAAGACAAGUUCAUGCCUGGGUUGUGGAAGCUAGACAUGGCUGCGAGCUCGUUGUUGGGAACGCAUUGAUCAGCAUGCACUGGAAGUGCCGGGACAGUGGCUGGGCAGAGCGAGUGUUCUACGGCAUGCAAGAGACCGAUGUGAUCAGUUGGACGUCUAUGGCUGCUGCCUAUGCUCAGAACGGACAGCACGCAGAGACUCUUCAGCUGUUCCGCAAGAUGGACGUGGAAGGUGUCAAGCGCAACUUUGUCACGUUCGUGACGCUGGUCGAAGCUUGCACACGGUUCCUGGACUUGGAGAAUGGAAGGGUGACGCACUCGAGAAUCAAAAGCUCCGGUUUCUGCUCGGUGGUGAUCGUCAGCAACAGCCUCAUCCACAUGUAUACGAAGUGUGGAGAUUUGGCGAGUGCCAUCGACGUGUUUCGAGGCAUGGGGGACAGGAACACAAUCUCCUGGACUGCUAUGGUUGCUGCUUACACUCAACACGGUCACUGCAACGAGGCAAUCAAGCAUUUCCAGUUCAUGGACUUGGAAGGUGUGAAGCCCGACGUUGUGACUCUGGUGGCCGUCGUUCAUGCCUGCGGGGGCGUCAUGGUGCUGUCCAAGGCCAGGGAGAUCCACGCUCGGGUUUCCGACAGUGGCUACUUCAACUCCAACGUUCCUCUGGCCAAUGCUGUGAUAAGCAUGUAUGGCAGAUGUGGAGGCCUGGACGACGCAAGAGAUUGCUUCAGAAGGUUGAGGUUGAAGAACACGAUAUCGUGGAGUUCUCUCAUUGCAAUCUAUGCGCAAGACGGACAAGGCGAGGAGGCGAUCCGGCUGUUUAAGCUGAUGGUUCUGGAUGGAGUGAGGCCGAAUUCUAGCAGCUGCGCCAGCCUCUUGUCCGCUUACAGCCACGAAGGUGACGUUCACGACUGCCGAGAGUGCUUCGCAGCUAUAGCAAGUGACUUCGGCCUGGAACCAACGAAGGAUCACUUUGCCGGCGUGGUUGAUCUCCUGGCAAGGCUUGGAAUGCUGGACAGAGCCUUGGAGCUGAUCAACACAAUGCCGUUUGUCCCAGACGUGGCGGUGUUCUUGGCUUUGCUAUCAGCGUGCUGCGUCCACGAGGACUUGGAGCUGGGAAGCGCCGCGGCAGAGCAAGCGUCUGGGCUGGAUCCAGCGGACGAGUCACCUUACGUGCUGCUGUCCAACGUUUACGCUGCGCUGGGAGUGUGGGGCGAGGCGUUGUGAUUCCUGGAGAUCGACCAAGGAAGAAAGAGCACGCUGUGAUUCCUAGAGAUCGAAACCAAACUUAAAUUCUUUCAACUUUGGAGGUGCUGUGGUUGCUGGAGAUCGAGCAUGGAAGAGCACGCUGUGAUUCGAAACUUGCAAUUCUUCCUGGUAAGAGCAUGGUUUUGUAUCCAUCGGAAGCUUUCCAUUGGAACACUUGAGAGCUUUCCAUUGGAGCGAUAAGUUUAUGUUGGUUUCUUCGUCAUCAUCUUUCUUAUUUUUCUAGCAAUGGCUACAAAAUUUGCUAUUGUUCUCUUGUC